Messenger RNA from Cornus florida, 929 nucleotides. RefSeq lists its product as uncharacterized. The transcript has 5 exons. The record is from RefSeq and is a predicted model, not a curated record. The coding region runs from base 121 to 777 and encodes 218 amino acids. Lineage: Eukaryota; Viridiplantae; Streptophyta; Magnoliopsida; Cornales; Cornaceae.
UCUGUAUUCUUUUCUCUCCCUAGUUCACUCCUUGUUCCUUCUCGAACCUCCCUCUGCCCUCCUCCUCCUCCUCCUUCACACACACACCAAGAAAUCGAAAGGUCUUGAAUCAGUAAUUCCAUGGCCUUUGCUCACUACUUACUCGCCGUCCCUGUCGAAACCUCAAACCCUCACAAAACUUCGAUCCUAACUUCUUCCUCAUCAUCUUCUUCAUUUGCUUCCCCAUUUUCGGUAGCUUUCUCUUCCUCUUCUUCUUCUUCUUCUUCACUCAAAUCGAAGGUUAAUAAGCUCUCUAUCUUUCCCAGACUCCGUAGAGAGGGACACAGAGGAAGGGUGAAGCCCCAAGAAUCUGAAUUCAGUUUAGCUGCAGAUGCCUUUACUAAUUUUAAGCAUCUGCUUCUGCCAAUCACAGACCCGAAUCCUUAUCUCUCCGAGGGAACAAGACAGGCUGUAGCAACUACUGCUGCUUUGGCAAAUAAGUAUGGGGCUGACAUCACAGUUGUAGUUAUCGAUGAAAAGCUGAAAGAAUCAUUGCCGGAGCAUGACAGCCAACUGUCUAGCAUCAGAUGGCAUCUAUCUGAAGGUGGGUUCCAAGAAUACAAAUUGUUAGAGCGACUUGGGGAAGAGAACAAGCCAACGGCCAUCAUUGGUGAGGUUGCUGAUGACCUGAACUUGGACUUGGUAGUUAUAAGCAUGGAGGCCAUCCAUUCCAAGCAUGUGGACGCUAACCUUCUUGCUGAGUUCAUUCCCUGCCCUGUUUUACUUUUGCCCCUUUAGAAUUCUGCACCUUCAAACUCCAAGUAGACUGUUUCUUAAAUGUACAUAAUCUUCUGAUGAGCAUUUUUUCUUUGAUGAGUUUGAUCAACCAGGCUGUUGUCCUUUUGUUCUUUUAACUAUAUUGAAGUAAAUUUAUUUUUUUUAAUUGUCUA